AUGUCUUGGCAAGCAUACGUCGAUACCAGCCUCAUCGGCACCGGCAACCUCGACAAAGCCGCCAUCUUCAACAGCGAAGGCAACAGCGUCUGGGCCACAUCUGCCGGCUUCCAAGUCUCACCCGCCGAAAUGCAAGCAAUCGUCACAGCCUACAAGGACACCGCAGAAGUGAAGAAGGUGCAGAGCGAGGGAUUUCACGUCGCAGGCGAGCGAUUCGUGUGUAUCAAGGCGGACGACCGGAGUCUCUACGGCAGGAAGGGGCGUGAGGGUGUGGUGAUUGUCAAGACCACACAGGCAUUGCUGGUAACACACUACYCCGAGAGUGUCCAGCCUGGUGUCGCGGCGAACACGACGGAGCAGUUGGGAGACUACCUGAUCAAGAUGGGAUACUAG
Molecule: messenger RNA, 393 nt
Organism: Ramularia collo-cygni
Lineage: Eukaryota; Fungi; Ascomycota; Dothideomycetes; Mycosphaerellales; Mycosphaerellaceae
Product: probable Profilin-2
Exons: 3
Coding region: 1-393 (130 amino acids)
Cellular component (GO): cell cortex
Molecular function (GO): actin monomer binding
Source: RefSeq, a predicted model, not a curated record